Molecule: messenger RNA, 1787 nt
Organism: Cornus florida
Lineage: Eukaryota; Viridiplantae; Streptophyta; Magnoliopsida; Cornales; Cornaceae
Product: elongation factor Tu, mitochondrial
Exons: 12
Coding region: 141-1493 (450 amino acids)
Biological process (GO): mitochondrial translational elongation
Cellular component (GO): mitochondrion
Molecular function (GO): GTP binding; GTPase activity; translation elongation factor activity
Source: RefSeq, a predicted model, not a curated record
AAUUGUUGAACGGCCUUUCUUUUACUCUCUUUCUCUCUCUAAAACCCUAUGAGCGAAAAGUUCUCUAAGUCUAAACCCCCGCCCGCAUGUUACAUUCAUUUUCAGCUUACUCUCUCUCCCCCUAAUUUAACUUUCAUUUCAUGGCUUCAGUAGCUUUUAGAAACCCUAAUUCCAAACGACUCAUUUCUCUGUCUCCUCAAGUCUACCAAUAUUGCAGAGGUUCAAUCUCCACUCAAUUCUCAGUUUCCGAAUCUCUCUCUGGAAAUGAAAGACCACCGGUUCUCAUUCCAUCGUGGAGAUCAAUGGCCACAUUUACUCGGACAAAACCUCACGUUAAUGUGGGAACAAUUGGACAUGUUGAUCAUGGGAAGACUACACUGACUGCUGCAAUCACAAAGGUGCUAGCAGAAGAAGGGAAAGCCAAGGCUGUUGCCUUUGAUGAAAUAGACAAGGCCCCUGAAGAGAAAAAGAGGGGAAUUACCAUUGCAACAGCCCAUGUGGAGUAUGAGACUGCUAAGCGACAUUAUGCACAUGUAGACUGUCCGGGGCAUGCUGAUUAUGUUAAAAACAUGAUUACUGGAGCUGCCCAAAUGGAUGGGGGCAUCCUGGUUGUAUCAGCCCCUGAUGGGCCCAUGCCUCAGACCAAGGAGCAUAUUCUUCUUGCACGCCAGGUUGGUGUGCCCUCACUUGUGUGUUUUUUGAAUAAAAUUGAUGCCAUUGAUGAUCCAGAGUUAAUUGAACUUGUGGAAAUGGAGCUUCGUGAGCUUCUUACCUUCUAUAAGUUUCCUGGGGAUGAAAUCCCUAUCAUCCGAGGUUCAGCGUUGUCCGCUUUACAGGGCACGAAUGAAGAAAUAGGGAAAAAGGCUAUUUUAAAACUAAUGGAUUCUGUAGAUGAAUACAUUCCUGAUCCUGUACGCCAACUUGACAAGCCUUUCCUAAUGCCAAUAGAGGAUGUUUUCUCAAUUCAGGGACGUGGAACUGUUGCUACUGGCCGUGUUGAACAAGGGAAAAUUAAAAUUGGGGAUGAGGUUGAGAUUUUGGGUUUGAUGCAGGGUGCUCCUCUGAAAUCUACUGUGACUGGCGUUGAGAUGUUCAAGAAAAUCUUGGAUUUUGGACAAGCUGGUGACAAUGUGGGUCUUCUUUUACGUGGCUUAAAACGAGAAGAUAUACAGCGAGGACAGGUGAUUGCCAAACCUGGUACUGUGAAAACAUACAAGAGGUUUGAGGCGGAGAUAUAUGUUCUCACAAAGGAUGAAGGUGGGCGUCAUACUGCUUUCUUCUCCAAUUACAGGCCUCAGUUUUACAUGAGGACUGCAGAUAUCACUGGUAAGGUGGAGUUGCCAGAAAAUGUUAAGAUGGUUAUGCCUGGAGACAAUGUGACUGCUGUUUUUGAGCUGAUUUCACCGGUUCCUCUUGAACCAGGACAAAGAUUUGCCUUGAGGGAGGGAGGUAGAACAGUUGGUGCUGGUGUAGUUUCAAAAGUAGUAAACUGAGAUAUGCUGGUGCCAGAUCUCUUAGGGGAAGUGAAAGGAAAAGAACACAAGGUCUGUAGGUUGAAGAAGAGUCUGUAUGGAGAUGCUAUCGCUUUUGAAACAUUUUCAUUUCUCAUACACUGAUGCAUAAUUUUCUUGCCAAGCUGUGGUUCUGUGAAACAUUGCUGAUCAUUUAUGUAAGUGGAUUUUGAUUAUGCUUAAUUGACAGGCCCAAAUGUUCUGUGGUAAAAACUUGUUAUACUUAGUCAAAUGAACUUUGAUUAAGAGAUGAUUAAAUCCAUUUUGCAGCUACAA